Colletotrichum orchidophilum is the source of this 453-nucleotide messenger RNA. RefSeq lists its product as uncharacterized. Lineage: Eukaryota; Fungi; Ascomycota; Sordariomycetes; Glomerellales; Glomerellaceae. The transcript has a single exon. The coding region runs from base 1 to 453 and encodes 150 amino acids. The record is from RefSeq and is a predicted model, not a curated record.
AUGCGGUGCCACUACCGUGUCAAGCUGUUUCGACCCUUCGGCGUCGUAAAUCCUCGUCAGCGGUUUGGGACUCUGGGUGGCCUGGGCCGGGCCGUUUCCCUCUCCGAGCAGGAGCUGCUCGACACCACCACCUUGGCCAUCGCCCGAGCGCGAGUCUCAGCGGCGGGAGCAUCCGAGGAAGUAGUCCAGAGCUGGUCAGACCAGGACGCCUCCGUCCCGGGUCUCGGCUCCGACACGCCGCUCAACAGCCCGGGUAACCGCGCCGUGUGUCGGAACGAUAGGCGCACGGCGGCCUACCACAGCAAGAACGGCAGCGGCGCGCCGGCGCGGCGGAGGCGAGGGCGCAUCGAGUCAGGCGCUGAAGGUCGCGCUGGCCGGUGCUCGGGCGUGUAUCAAAAUCUCGAGCUGUCAAUGGUGUAUGGGCAAAAGCUGGAAUGCUUCGAGGUCUCUUAG